ACAAAAUUAUUUUUUGUCUCCAAGUAAUAUGCAAUAUCCUUUUCAACUAAGUGCUGAUGAUUUACCGAUUUGAGAUGAACAAUAGACUUACGGGCAGAAAUGAAAGUAUAAGAAGAAUCAGAACUUGGUUGUUGUUUGGGUUAAGAAACGGCUAAGUUCUAUCAUCCGGAUUAUCGGCCAGGCCCAGCUUAACCCAAUUUGAAAACCACGCGCCAAUAUUUCCCUCCCAAAUAUAAAACACAACCAUCAAAUCGUAUCUAACAAGGGUUUUAGAACCUGCAAGUCACAACUCGGUGAGUCAACAAAUGAGUCACGAAAACGAAGAGACGCUCAUGGAAUUAGAAGAAGAAGAAGAAGAUCCGUUUCUCUCAUUGAUCGAGUACGCAAGGACGGUGCUAUGGCCGGAAGAAGAAGAAGCAAGUGAUUACGAUCCGAAUAUUAUCGGAUCGGAAGCCGGCGGGGCCGGAUGGAGUUGGAUAGCGUCUCGAAUUCUCAAGACCUGUAUUGCUUAUUCGAGCGGCGUCACCGUCGCGAUUCUUCUCUCCGAACUUUCUCAGGUGUGGAAUGAGCAACACAGGCCUGGUGUUCCCAAAAAGAGACCAGAGAUUAUAAAUCAACUGAAAAAGAAGCAUCGGAGAACAAAGCUUUCGAACACUGUCACGAUUGAUUCUAUUUAUGAGAAGAAAUUUUUGUCAUUACAUAGCGCUUUGGAGGCUGUUAUUUUCGAUGUUUUUGUUCUUCCAGGUACGAACAUUUACAUGCUUACUUUAGGGGAUUUUUGGAGCUCCAAUACUAUUGAUCUUUAUCUCCAUCGCAGAUAUUAUGAGUUGGUGGAUCCACACAAUGGGACUUUAAAGAAAGGAAGGGAAAUUUUCCUCACAGGAUGCUAUCUCCGAACUGCCAGAGAAGGCUCUGGUAGUCCACGACUUCUUCCUACUGAAUAUCUUGUGAUAUUGUUAGAUGAGGAUCAGGAUGAUGAUGCGAUUUUGCGGGCUAAAUUUUGUUGUGAUUCUUUCUCUUCUAUUUCUCUUGAUGCGUUCAAUAAUGGGGCUUCUUAUUCAUUGUAUGCAAGGAUUGAAUCCAUUGGAUCACUGGAAAUUCAGGGAGCGUUUGGCAGUUUACAGGGGAAGCAAAUUACACUUGUUGAUACUGAUGGCAUCAGGCUAAAGUUUCUUUUGUGGGGUGAGCAGGUUCUCCUAGCCAAUCUCUUCAGUGUUGGAAGUAUGCUUGCAUUGGAUAGACCAUAUGUUGCAAGGUCUGAAGAGAGUGCUAUAGAAACUGGCGACAAGUUUUGCCUUGAAUAUGGUAGUGAAACACAAUUGUACAUAGUGCCUUUAAUCCAACACGAGGAACAAGUUUGUGUAGCAUUGACACAAAAUAGACAACAAGGGUCAGGGCUGCUAACUGCAGUGGAUCCUAGUCAGGGUCCCAAAGUUUCUCAAGUGACGUUGCCUUGUGAUUCUCAGGGGUCCAUUGACUUCAGUAACUACCCUUUUCAGUUUUUGAUAAGUGACCUUUGUGACAAAAUGACCGGCAUCAGCCUCUAUGGUGUCGUAACAGAUAUUUAUCGUGAACAAAAUACUCCACAACUUAUCUUCUUGAAAAUUGAGGAUAGAACAGGAGCUAUUUGUGCAAAGCUUCACUUUACUGAGUGUUGGUCAUUGGGAAGAAUAGGCCUUGGUCACGUGGUUUAUAUAUCUGGCUUGUCAUGCACUAAGUUGAAACUAAACUGCAUUGAAGUACAAUGGUUUGAGAAGGACGAUAGAGCUUCAUUCGUGAAUCUUAGUUGCUUGCCUGCAUUGUUAAAUUCAUCUUGUCUUCAUAGGUUGUCAUGCCUUUCUAAUCUAGCCGACUCAACUGCCUAUAUGCAUAUAUGCCGAGUUUGGCUAGACCAGGUAGAUCACUGUUAUGUUAAUACAAGAUUUUCACAUGGCCUCUGCGGUCACUUUGUGAACGAAAAGCCUAACGGAGCUUUGGAAUGCAGUUUCUGUUACUGUAAUUGUAAUACUGAAAUUAUUGUUCGCACUUUCCACUUAAAAAUCACCCUUGCUGAUGAGCGUGGUAAAGUUUCUGCAUGGUGUACCGGUCAAACUGCAACAGAGUUACUUCAAAUAUCUCCGGAUGAAUUCUAUGAGUUGCCUGAGGAAGAACAAGUUAUGUACCCCUCGUCACUGGAGAAGGAAAGGUUCAUGGUUGCAUUAGUUAAUUGCAGGAGGCAGGUUGAAGGUCCAACUCUACAGACUCAUGAUGCAUAUUCAUGGGAGAUCACUCAUGCACUGAAAUGCGAAUAGGAGAAUUUUUGAAAAAGCAAUACGCGCAGUUGAUGAUAUGUUGUUACAUGUAGAGCAGGGCAAAUACAAAAGACUUGCUCUAAUCAAGAUCAACCGAAAAUCAAUUAUAAAAUUGAACUGCGUGAUAGUUUUGAAAAACCAGAGCCUUAGUUGUAAUAUACAAAGUUGUAGUGAUGAGAAAUGAAAAUAAAUAAUAAUUAUUUCUGCA
Messenger RNA from Mangifera indica (mango), 2499 nucleotides. RefSeq lists its product as uncharacterized. NCBI's taxonomy places the organism in Eukaryota, Viridiplantae, Streptophyta, Magnoliopsida, Sapindales, Anacardiaceae. The record is from RefSeq and is a predicted model, not a curated record.